Messenger RNA from Myripristis murdjan (pinecone soldierfish), 4703 nucleotides. RefSeq names its product ecotropic viral integration site 5b (gene evi5b). Gene Ontology annotation, biological process: regulation of GTPase activity. The record is from RefSeq and is a predicted model, not a curated record. The transcript has 21 exons. Gene Ontology annotation, molecular function: GTPase activator activity; small GTPase binding. Lineage: Eukaryota; Metazoa; Chordata; Actinopteri; Holocentriformes; Holocentridae. The coding region runs from base 479 to 2947 and encodes 822 amino acids.
CGCGCCUAGGUGCAGGAGAAACAGCUUAGCCAACAUAUUUUCUAUGUAACAACACUGCCGUGUAACACAUUCCUGCUGCCAAACUGUACUGUAAUCUUACGUUCAAUCUCCCUUUGCCUUCCUCUCUCUCCUCCUCCAAUUCUUGAGCCCUCUAUAGAUACGUACUUAAAGAGAAGUGACUCAUCACUUUUGAUAAACCAAAGUGCACGUAAUUUUUUUUUUUUUUUUUUUUUUGUGGUACCCAGACUUCCUGUUGAGGUCAAGGCUUAUAGUGCACACGCUCAACCUGACGACUUGACUAAUUUAGUUUUGUCAGGAUCUGCUAUGAGGUGAAUUCCAGGCUGAGUUUCUUGCUGAGUACAGACCUGGACUUCCUGCUGUACGCUGAUUCAACCAGGUGGCGACCGACAAGGUUGCAGGCAAGCUGAGUUCUACUCUCUCAUGGGUGAAGAACUCGGUGUCGCACACGGUCAGUCAGAUGGCUAGCCAGGUGGCCGCACCUACAUCCCUGCAGACCACUGCUACCUCGUCCUCCACGUCACUUUCCUCUCCUGCCCUUUCGCCGUCCUCACCUGCCCAGCUCAGUCCUGAUGAUGUGGAGCUGCUCGCCAAGCUUGAGGAGCAGAACAGGCUGCUGGAGACGGACAGUAAAUCCCUGCGUUCAGUGAAUGGCUCCAGGAGGAACAGUGGCUCCUCCCUGGUGUCCAGCUCUUCCGCCUCCUCCAACCUCUCCCACCUGGAAGAGGACUCUUGGAUCCUCUGGGGACGUAUCGUCAAUGAGUGGGAGGAGGUGCGCAAGAAGAAGGAGAAGCAGCUUAAGGAUCUCGUCAGAAAAGGGAUUCCUCACCACUUUCGGGCAAUAGUGUGGCAGCUGCUGUGCAAUGCUCAGAAUAUGCCCAUCAAAGAUCAAUACUCAGAGCUCCUGAAGAUGACUUCACCCUGCGAGAAGCUGAUUCGCAGGGACAUAGCGCGCACUUAUCCCGAGCAUGAAUUCUUCAAGGAGAAGGACAGUUUGGGUCAGGAAGUGCUCUUCAAUGUCAUGAAGGCCUAUUCUCUGGUAGACCGGGAGGUCGGCUAUUGUCAAGGAAGUGCAUUCAUUGUAGGACUACUACUUAUGCAGAUGCCAGAAGAGGAAGCAUUCUGUGUGUUUGUGAAGUUGAUGCAAGACUACAGAUUACGAGAACUCUUCAAACCUAGUAUGGCUGAACUGGGACUCUGCAUGUACCAGUUUGAGUGUAUGAUCCAGGAGCAUCUCCCGGAGCUGCAUAUGCAUUUCCAGGCCCAGAGCUUUCACACCUCCAUGUAUGCCUCUUCCUGGUUUCUCACCAUCUUCCUCACCUCCUUCCCUCUGCCUGUUGCCACAAGGAUCUUUGAUAUUUUCAUGUGUGAGGGUCUGGAGAUUGUUUUCCGUGUCGGACUGGCCAUCCUCCAGAUGAACCAAGCAGAACUCAUACAACUCGACAUGGAGGGAAUGUUACAGCACUUUCAGAAGGUCAUCCCACACCAACUGGACAGCGGGCCAGACAAGGUCAUCCAGGCUGCUUAUCAAGUUAAAUACAAUGCCAAAAAGAUGAAGAAGUUAGAAAAGGAAUACACUACAAUUAAAACUAAAGAGAUGGAGGAACAGGUGGAGAUUAAGCGGCUGCGAACAGAGAACAGACUCCUAAAGCAGAGGAUAGACACGCUAGAGAAAGAAAGUGCUUCCUUGGCAGAUAGAUUGAUACAGGGACAAGUCACUCGCGCCCAGGAGGCAGAGGAGAACUACCUGGUCAAGCGGGAGCUGGCCACAGUCAAACAGCAGAGCGAGGAGGCCAGUGCUCAGCUCGAGCAGGCCCAGAAAACCAUCAGGCAGCUCCAGCAGCAGCAGCAGCCACAAGCGAAGGGAAACCCACGCUACUCUGAGGAGUCCAUCCUGCAGUUAGAGAGAGAGCUAGUGCAGGCCAGGCUCAAGGAGGCAGAGUCUCAGUGUGCACUCAAAGACAUGCAGGACAAGAUCCUGGAGAUGGAAAAGAGAAACACAUCGUUACCAGAUGACAACAAUGUUGUCCGUCUUCAAGAGGAGUUGAUAGGGGUAAAGCUGAGAGAGGCAGAGGCGCUGACCGGCCUGAAGGAGCUGAGACAGCAGGUCCGAGACCUUGAGGAGCACUGGCAGCGUCACUUGGCACGAACUGCGGGACGCUGGAAGGACAGUCCUAGGAAGAAUGCCGUCAGCGAGCUGCAGGAUGAACUGAUGAGUGUGAGGUUGCGUGAGGCUGAAGCCCAGGCCGAACUCCGAGAAACACGUCAGAGGAUGCUGGAGCUGGAGACACAGAAUCAGAUUCAUAGCAACCAGCUGCGACGGGCGGAGCAGGAUGGGCGAUGUCUCCAGGAACGUGUGCAAAUGCUGACAACACAAAAUAAAGAUCUACAUGGGCAACUGCAAGAGAUCAAGAGGAAGCAAGCUGAGAUUGAGUGCAAGAGUAAGGAGGAGGUGAUGGCAGUAAGGCUGCGUGAAGCUGACAAUAUCGCUGCAAUGGCUGAACUCCAGCAGCAGAUUUCUGAGCUUGAGAUCCAGAUGUCUUCACUGAGGAAGAAAGAAGAAGGGAAGGUCCAAGGCCAGCUGAACCAUACAGAUUCAAGCCAGUACAUUCGCGACCUGAAAGACCAGAUAGCAGAGCUCAAACAUGAGAUUUGCUGCUUAAAAGGACAGAGGGGCUUACCCAGCCAGCCCAAUUUUGAUGGGAUCCACAUCGUCAAUCACUACGUGGGGGAUGACGAGUCUUACCACUCUUCAGAUGAAGAUGCAAUCAAGCACCCCAACCUCCUGGACACCCAACAGAGGGGCAGCAGCGGCCGCAUCCGACUGCAUCCCAACCUCGCAGACACUGACAGUGAAGGAGAGGAGGACGGGGAGGCCCUGCGGCUCUCUGUAGCCUCCAACGGCAGCCACAAGUCCACCACCGUGUGACUUUGAUCCGCUGCCUGCCAGAGUCAGGACGGAGGCUGCUAUCGCUCGCUGCGGAAGAGGGGUGUUCCUGGUAGCCAUUGCAGCGCAGAAUUAUGGCUCUUGAACUCUGAAAAUCAACAUGGAAUGCAUCAUCAUUUCAUAUCAUGAGAGGACUACAUUCACAGAGUUGGUCAUCUUUGUGUUUGCUUCUUUUUUUGUUUUUGUUCUUUUUUUUUUUUUUGAGGGCAAACAUCUGUUUGAGUACCACUGACAGCUGACAGUACAUCAUUCUGGACCCCUAGCAGAGAACAACAAUGAUUAGAUUGUAGUGCUUAUCAAACUGGACUGGGCCAAAUGACGACAGUGGGUGUCAUCCCAUCUGGGCAGGGAACUAACUACCAAAUGUCUGGCACUCCUCUAACCCCACCCAGCUAGGUACAACACAGAGAAAGAGACUGUGCAAUAAAAUGUUUUAUGCUAAAUGACACACUUCAUUUAAUGUGUUUUUAUAUUUUUAAUCUUUUUUUAAACGAACAUCAGAAAUGUAUAGAUCCACUACUAAGUGUCCACAACGAUGAGGGAAAAAUGAUAUGAGUGGUAUGUAUCUCUUUAUUGUUAUGAUGAGCUUGGUGAAGAGCCCAGUAUCAAAAAACCCUUCUAUCAACCAACAUUGACUUGAGAUGAUGUUGACUUUUGGCCUUAGCAUAUGCCAUAUGCCUUCCACCAGGGCUGGUGCAUCAGAAGGUCAAGGUGAUGUCUGAAUACUUGUAUAUAUGUAAAUGUUUUUGUUUUGUUUCGUUUUCAAUUCCUUUAGGACUUGAAAAUGUGUAUCUAAUUAAUUAUUGCAUAUCUAAUGUUCAGAAUAUAUUAUACAAGUCAGACAAAAGGGACAAUACUAGUUUAAUUUGGUCUCACAAAUUACAGAUCCUACUUUUCUUGAAAGUGUUUGUGGCUACUGAGUUGAAUGCCCGUUAACAGAAAAAUGGACAUUGUCUCCCUUCAUCAGAUGACUUUAAUUUGCUGUUUCAUAAGCAUGUUGCUAGUCAGAAUGAAUCGUCGCAGAUAAGGUGGGCUGAUUUCUAUGUACUGUUGCCUUUACUGAGUUUUCUCAAGGCAUCCCAACCUUACCUUCAGUAUAUUGGCCCCAUUGAAAGUCAGUUAAGCACAAGGUAAAUACUUUGUUCUGAUGGGACAAAUAACGUUAAUUAUGUGUUUGUUAGCUCAUACCUUUGCACGGACAUGGAUGGCAGUCCAAGGGAAUGUUUACUGGGAGAUAAUGUUGAGAUAAACCAACAUAGGACACUUUGAGCUCAAUUUAGAGGGGAAUCGAGUGAUUGGAGGUUAUGUUGUCCAAGUGAUUCAUUGGGCAUUUUGUCAAGUGUUACCAAAGUAAGCACUUUAAUGUGCUCAUCUAUAGGCCAGCUCCACUCCGAUUUCUGAGAAUGUCCUAAUUGAACACUAAGCCAACACUUCAGUUUUCAGUGAAGACCAAGUGGAAGUGAAUGCAUUACAUUGGAACCACAGCCUGUCAGAUUAUCAUAUACUCUCAUCUCGCGGAAAAACAGAAAAUAUCAUUAUUUGGGAUCGGAGAUGAUAACAUCCCUUUGAUGAGAACAAAAUCCUGUGUAGCUCUUUGGGAGAGGAAAAAGUUAUGGCACUUUUGAGUGUGCAGUGCGCUAUGGACACACAUGGCAACACUAUGGAGCAGUCAGCACACUCUGGAAACUUAAUGAGAUUGUUGUGUGUGAUGAGUUCACAAUAAACUGAUAAACCUACA